UCCAAAAUGGCGGUCGUCACUGUUCAUAAAGUCACUUURCAUUAAGAUUUGUCAUUCUUGCAAGUAUAAAACCUCAUCAUGAGUUGGUUCAGAAAUCUUUUAAAUGUUCUUCGGCCUGGGCGUAGAAUAGUAGGCACAGAUCUAGAUGGGAAUACUUACAUUGAAGUGAUUUCCAAAAGAGGUGGCAGAUCGACUGUCAGACGCGAGGUCAUAACAAACCUAAAACAUGAACAGUACGAAGAUGGAUCGAUACCAGUAGAGUGGGAAGCCUGGAUAAGAGGUAAAAGAGAGGACCCUCCGACACAUGACGAAUUAAUACAAAAGAUGCAACAAAGAGAAAUUAUAAAACAAAGAGCUAAAAAUUUGGAACAAGAAGAAAGAAAAAAAAUGGAGGAACAGCAAGAGAAAGAGAGGACAUCUACAUCUCCCGUAGGACAUGCUUCUUCUCACGUUUACGAGAAGUCAGAGUUAAGAAGUGAGCCAACAAGAGUGGGGGACUCAUUUCACCCUGGUGCAUGGACACCUUCCCAAGGUGGAAGUGGUCAGGCUGAGAAAAUUCCAAAAACUGAUAAGAAUGAUUUUGAACCAGAAGGGUGGGUUCCACCCAAACGUGAUAAAUAAACUUGAAUUAAUAUUGACUUGUUGGAAGGAAGUAGCUUAAAUUAUCUUCAGUAGUUAUGUUAGCACUAAAAGAGGAUAAUCCUCUUUUAGUGCUAACAUAACUACUGAAGAUAAUUUAAGCUACUUUGUGAUAAUUUGUGUACUCUUCAUAUAAUCAAGCUUGAUCGAUUACAAUGCCAGGAAUAAUUGAUUAAAGUUUUCAUAAUAUAUCAAGUUUUCAGCUUUUGACAGAAAUUUGCAUAAUUUUGCAUUUAAUAUACUAUUCAUAUGUGGAGCAGAUUCGUACCCAGUCUUCUCUAUCUCUUUAGACUAAGUGCAAUGAAUCAAGGGAAGGGUGAAGGAAAGGUGUCUCAACAAGUGUAGCAAAAAAGAGUAACGACUGGUUAUGAGUCUGUGUUUGAAGUGGGUUAGUAGAUGCUUUGAAAUAGUGUGAAUUUUGACCUACUAUAUCUGUCUCAAAAAGUUUAAAAAUCUAUCUAGUUUAGAUGAUAAUAUAUCAUGUAUUAAUGAUUGCUGUAUAUUUUCUUUGAUAUGAAGUCAUUCUUCCCUCCUAUGGUGAACAUA
Messenger RNA from Exaiptasia diaphana, 1185 nucleotides. Its product is annotated as NADH dehydrogenase [ubiquinone] 1 alpha subcomplex assembly factor 2. Bases 79 to 621 code for a protein of 180 amino acids. The record is from RefSeq and is a predicted model, not a curated record. NCBI's taxonomy places the organism in Eukaryota, Metazoa, Cnidaria, Anthozoa, Actiniaria, Aiptasiidae. Gene Ontology annotation, biological process: mitochondrial respiratory chain complex I assembly. The transcript has a single exon. Gene Ontology annotation, cellular component: membrane.